Messenger RNA from Angiostrongylus costaricensis, 207 nucleotides. The record is from the annotation of a GenBank genome assembly. Lineage: Eukaryota; Metazoa; Nematoda; Chromadorea; Rhabditida; Metastrongylidae.
AUGAAGGAUUCGUUCAAAAUCGAGCGGCCCAUACCGAAAUACGCCGAUGAGCGUCGAACCAGUGCCCCAGCUGUUUUGUGGAGUGCCGCGAAUCUCUUCGACGACAAGGUGAAGUCACGACGAAUGCUUUCGCUAGAGUGGUGGAAGUUCAGGAAGUCGAGCGAGAAGUUUUUAUGGUUCCCACGGGGGGACAUCGACCCCAAUUGA